This is a messenger RNA of Herpailurus yagouaroundi (jaguarundi), 2612 nucleotides long. It is a transcript of the gene ADGRG3, whose product is annotated as adhesion G protein-coupled receptor G3. Bases 205 to 1869 code for a protein of 554 amino acids. Gene Ontology annotation, molecular function: G protein-coupled receptor activity. The transcript has 12 exons. The record is from RefSeq and is a predicted model, not a curated record. NCBI's taxonomy places the organism in Eukaryota, Metazoa, Chordata, Mammalia, Carnivora, Felidae. Gene Ontology annotation, biological process: adenylate cyclase-activating G protein-coupled receptor signaling pathway; cell surface receptor signaling pathway. Gene Ontology annotation, cellular component: plasma membrane.
GACAGGAGGGCUGGCCAGUUCCCCACGCUCACCUUUCACAACCCAACCGAUGGUGCCAUGGAGCAGGAAGGCUGAGAAAGAGGCCACAGGAAGCCGUGACGCUGCGUGGGGGGAGGGGGUGGAGGCAGGCCACACAGCAGAGCCUGGGGCCAGAGGGACACAUAGACACCGGGCUCCGGCCAGCGCGGACAAGGCUGGCCAAGGAUGGUGACACCCGGGGCCCUGAGGGUCCUGUUUCUCCUGCUCCUCCUGCUCUGGGCCUCAGGUAUGGAAAAUUCUACGAUCCUGGAGCAACCGAGAAACGUCUGCCUGGGGCUCAUCAAUGAGGACAGCUAUGAGUCCUUCCACCUGGAGAACACAGCUGGCUGCUUCACAAAAUGCAGGCAGUCAGGGAAUGAACCCUGCGACCUGAAAAACUUACAGAGAUACUGGCUGAAAUACGAGUUCCAUCUGGUGGAGAAUCAGAUGGGGAUAGUGAAUACGUCUUUUUUGAAGGCUGUUGUCCAGAGUGUCAGCACCAACAUCUCAGAAGACCUGCUCUUCUCUCUGACGCCUUCCCAGGUUCCAAGGCCAGUGACAGAGGAGGAGCAUGAGCCCCCCGACAGAGUCCGGCUGCCCCGGAGUCUCUUUGAAUCCCUGCAGGACAGCAGGUCGGUGGUCCGGCUGGCCAUCACGCUCCUGGACAUCGGUCCAGGGAAUCUCUUUAAGGGCCCCGAGCUCAGCCUGGAGGACAGCAGCAGCGUGUUGAACAACCGCCUGGUGGGCUUGAGUUUGGGCAAUAUAUCUGUCAGCAGGCUGGCUGAGCCUUUGGAGAUCACCUUCUCCCACCAGCGCCCACCCUCUAACAUGACCUUCAGCUGUGUAUUCUGGGAUGUGACUAAAGGGUCAACAGGAGACUGGUCUUCCACAGGCUGCUCCACAGAGCUCAGCGCCAAGAGGACUGUCUGUCGCUGUGACCACCUGACCUUCUUCGCUUUGCUGCUGAGGCCGAUCUUGGACCGGGCCACGGUGCAGGCCCUCAUUCGCAUUUCCCAGGCUGGCUGUGGAGCCUCGAUGAUCUUCCUGGCCUUCACUGUUCUCCUGUAUGCUGCCCUGAGGUUCUACCGGCAGCGGUUCAAGUCAGAAGAUGCCCCCAAGGUCCACGUGGCCCUGAGCAUUAGCUUGUUUCUCCUGAAUCUAGCCUUCUUCAUCAAUGUGGGGCAUGGCCGUGAGCCGUCAGAUGCCACCUGCUGGGCCCGGGGGGCCAUCUUCCACUAUUUCCUACUCUGUACCUUUACCUGGAUGGGCCUGGAAGCCUUCCACCUCUAUCUGCUCGUCAUCAAGGUCUUCAACACCUACUUUGGGCACUAUUUCCUGAAGCUGAGCCUCGUGGGCUGGGGCCUGCCUGCCCUAAUCGUCAUUGGCACCGGGAGCGCCAACAGCUAUGGCCACUAUGCCAUCCGCGACAAGAAGAACAUGGCCACGCUGGAGCUGUGCUGGUUCCGUGAGAAGACCGCUGUCUCUGCCCUCUACGUCACCGUCCAUGGCUACUUCCUUAUCACCUGCCUCUUCAGCGCUGUGGUCCUGGGCCUGGUGGCCUGGAAGAUCUUCACUCUGUCGACUGCCACAGCAGGCAAGGAGCAGGGACCGAACUGGAAGGGAGUGCUCACCGUGCUGGGCCUCUCGAGCCUGGUGGGUGUGACCUGGUGGCUGGCCAUCCUCACGCCCCUGGGCCGAUCCACCAUCUAUGUCUUCGCGCUGUUCAACUCCCUGCAAGGUGUCCUCAUCUUCUGCUGGUUCGCCAUGCUCUACUUCCCCAGCCGGACUGCCGUGGCCUCCUCUUCUGGCACCGCCAGAAUUGACCAGGUCCACACCGCGUCUCAAGAAUAGAGGGCCUCCCUGGGGUCAGGCUGGGAGCCGGCCGCACAUUGUGGACUCGGCUCUGACUCCCUGUGUGAACUCAGGCUGCUCCUUGCCUCCUUCUGGCCUUCAGUUUCUAUGUUUGUACAAUGUGGCUGGCGAAGGGAGGUGAUGGGGGCCAGUUUGGACCACCUGGCCUCAGUGGUUCCGUCCAGAUACUUCUGUGGGUCCUAGAGUCCACAAAUCCAGGAUUGCGAGAGUCUGAAGACCGCUGCCAGCAUAGAGCAGGUGCCCUCACCUGUACCUGUACCUGCACCUCCUGCCUACCGAGCAAAACAGCUCAUCUCUGCCAUUGGCCACCUCUGGUUUUAGUCACAGGGCACUCUGUUAUCAGAAUUGCCCCUUGAAGGAGUCCCAGCCUCUCCUCUUCUCCCUCUUACCACCACCCUCUCACAACCCCACCCUCUGGCUGCCUGUUCUCAGGCACUUGGACAGUUGUGCACUAGAGGUUUGGGUCUAUCUAUGGAUAGAUAAGCAGGAGCCCCUGCCACCGGGGGCCGCCCACCCUCCAGCUGUCUGGGGACACCGAAUUUCAGAGAAGGCCACUUACUCAAUAGUGGGUGUGACACCAUAAGCAGGCUCCCCUCCCCACCCUGACCGCCACACGUGUGGCCUGACCUCUGAUCUGCUGUCAUAGUGGGGUGGAAGGCAGAUGGUCCAGAGCUCCGCACACCUGAGGGCCGAGGGGCAGGGCAGGGGAGAGGGCUGGGCUG